Molecule: messenger RNA, 755 nt
Organism: Papaver somniferum (opium poppy)
Lineage: Eukaryota; Viridiplantae; Streptophyta; Magnoliopsida; Ranunculales; Papaveraceae
Product: mitochondrial pyruvate carrier 1-like
Exons: 4
Coding region: 237-578 (113 amino acids)
Biological process (GO): pyruvate import into mitochondria
Cellular component (GO): mitochondrial inner membrane
Source: RefSeq, a predicted model, not a curated record
UCGAGGCAUUUUCCAGGCAACUACUGAACUCCGAAUUAUUUUCUAACUUAUGUACUGACUAACUCGACCAAAUUUCAUCUUCAUGUAUAACUCCCAGCACAGGAACAAAUCCCACAUUAAGGUUUCUAUAUAUCCGGGUGAAUCUUAACAUCGGAUUGAUCUAGGAUAGUUGCAUCGUUUUAACACAUAUUUUCAAGAUUCUGAAUCAUCGGUGUGGUUAAAUUAGUCCUUUGAAAAUGGCAAGUGCGGCUUUUCGAGCUUUCUGGAACAGUCCUGUUGGUCCAAAAACAACUCAUUUUUGGGGUCCUGUUUCAAACUCGAGUUUGUUCAUUUCUGGGAUGAUCGAUACACAAAAACCUCCCGAAAUAAUAUCUGGCAACAUGACCGGAGCAUUAUGUGUGGCAUCAGUGUUGCUGAUGAGGUUUGCAUGGAUGGUGCAACCCCGGAACUAUUUACUCCUAGCUUGUCAUGCUUCUAAUGAGACUGUGCAGCUUUAUCAGUUCUCUCGUUGGGCUCAAUAUCAUGGGUAUUUGGGUGAAUCAAACAAAGAGCAGGCAACAACAGAUGAGGAUGAAUAAGUUUGCCACUUUAUUCGUAUGUGUGUGAGUGUAUUAGUCGGUUAAUAUUGUUUAAUUUCUCUGUGUUUCAGUAUUAUGUUUAUCCAAACAUCAGAAGAUUGUACAUUCAAUGUGUUUUGUAUCCUAUUACUCUGGCUCUGUACACAUAUCCAAAGGCUAUUUUUUAUUUUCUAAUUA